ACGAGCCCACUUCCUCUCUCUUCCUCAGCGCUGUCUACGGAGGUGGCAUCCAUCUCUUACUUGGCACCAUGGCUGCCCUCAGACCCCUCGUGAAACCCAAGAUUGUCAAAAAGAGGACCAAGAAGUUCAUUCGGCACCAGUCAGACCGAUAUGUCAAAAUUAAGCGGAACUGGCGGAAACCCAGAGGUAUUGACAAUAGGGUGCGCAGAAGAUUCAAGGGCCAGAUCUUGAUGCCAAACAUUGGUUAUGGGAGCAACAAGAAAACAAAGCAUAUGCUGCCCAGUGGUUUUCGAAAAUUCCUGGUCCACAAUGUCAAGGAGCUUGAAGUGCUGCUGAUGUGCAACAAAUCUUACUGUGCUGAGAUUGCUCACAACGUCUCCUCGAAGAACCGCAAAGCCAUUGUGGAAAGAGCGGCCCAGCUGGCCAUCAGAGUCACCAAUCCCAAUGCCAGGCUGCGCAGUGAAGAAAAUGAAUAGACAGAUUGUGUACACAUUGUAUUUGUGUUAAUAAAACCUUAAAAUUCUGCCAUCUGGCAUUUCUGCUCUUG
Messenger RNA from Pteronotus mesoamericanus, 547 nucleotides. RefSeq names its product ribosomal protein L32 (gene RPL32). Lineage: Eukaryota; Metazoa; Chordata; Mammalia; Chiroptera; Mormoopidae. Gene Ontology annotation, molecular function: structural constituent of ribosome. The transcript has 4 exons. The coding region runs from base 69 to 476 and encodes 135 amino acids. Gene Ontology annotation, cellular component: cytosolic large ribosomal subunit; ribosome. Gene Ontology annotation, biological process: translation. The record is from RefSeq and is a predicted model, not a curated record.